CCUAUUUUGACCUGUUUUUGCUAACUGCAUUUCUUUAUGGUAAAUGCAUCUGCAAGCAGUCUGUGUCUUGGAACAUUUUAUCAGCAUGUAGCCUAUGGUCCAGCGGGCAUGUGUGUUUUCUGACUAUGCAGGUGCGUGGCUGGAGGAGUUAUGGGUGGGAAACUCCGAGGUCAUUCUCAUCUCUUUGAACGCUGGUGGUUAAAUUGCGAGUUUGAAAUACUGAAGUAUUCAGAACACUGUAAGCCUACCUCCCGGCUGGAUUGUUCCCACGGCUAUGCGUCCCUUGACAUACACAGCCCUCUUUGGUGAGUGAUCAGUCAUUGCUGGUUCCCCAGUACCAAAUGAGAUGCAGCAGAGGAGAUGUGAGUUUCUUGCCAGUUCCAGAAAUAUAGACAAGGCCUUGCAGUCUGGAAAUGUAAAUGGGACCGUACAAUACUGUGCAAAACCACAAUGCUGUAUGGGCUUCUUCAAGCUGGUUGAUGGUCAUUUCAGACCUGAUCUGCUAGGUUGCAGCCUGGUGGAAACACCCUGUCCUGAGACUACAUGUUCUGCGUCUACACUUCUUAACAACUACACAAAAUGUCUAUGCAGCUCAGACUUCUGCAACAUCAACAUUACUUGGAGUCCAGGAACAGAACAGCCACAGCAGUCCAAUCCUCAGGAUAGCAGCCAAGUUGCAUUUAAUGACAUUGCAAUCAUCCUCUUCAUUGGCAUCUUGAUGAUAUUGAUAUCAGUUUUUAUAGGACACAAAUUGAGACCUCAUCUCAGUCACAGUGAUGAGAGGGCAGCUUCUUCAACUGAAGGACUGACAUCUCAUUGUUCCUGUUCUAGUUCAGCAAUAUCAGACAUUGACAUGGCAAACAUGAAGUUAGAAAAGUUUGUUGCUUGUGGGCGUUUUGGCCUUGUGUGGCAAGGUAGUUACCAGGGAAAUGUGGUCGCCUUAAAACAUUUCCGUUUUAAAAACCAUCAUGAAUUCACCCGAGAGAGAGCAGUAUAUGCGGUUCCCCUCAUGGUGCAUGCUGGGAUUGUGCACUUCCUUGGUGCAGGGAUAACAGUGAGUGGGGAACCCAUGCUAGUAAUGGAGUUUGCUUUACAUGGUUCACUAAAUUCUUACUUAUCUAAAACUAUGAUUACCUGGACGGAUGCUGUGAGACUCUCAAAGUCUUUGGUGGAAGGACUAGUUUAUCUUCAUUCUGACUUGAACUCUAAUGGGAUGCAUAAACCACCACUGGCCCACAGAGACCUCAGCAGUAACAAUGUGCUGGUCCGGGCUGAUGGCACCUGUGCGCUGUGUGACUUUGGCUGUGCAACAAUCCUAUGCUCCUGUGGUGGCCCUGAUCAGUGGCAGCACCAGUCUAGCACCUCUCGGGAGCAUGCUCCAUUGGGGACACUGUGCUACAUGCCUCCAGAGAUCCUGGACAGGUCUGUGGACCUGAACAGCGCCCUCUGCCUGCUGCAGGGAGAUGUGUAUGCUUUGGGCCUGUUGCUUUGGGAGAUGUGGAUGCGCUGCAUGGACCUGUUCCCUGAACUACCAGUUCCGGAGCACCAUUUGCCAUAUGAAACCGAACUAGGUGCUAAGCCUACUCUGGGGCAGUUGCUUGUCUUUGUAUUUGAGAAGAGAGGGCGACCAGCAAUACCAUCAACAUGGGCUACAGUUUCUCAGACAAAGAAGAAUACCUUGCAAGAACUUCUAGAGGAGUGCUGGGACCACGACCCUGAGGCUCGUCUGAAUGCACACUGUGCUGCCAACAGAAUAGCCUCCUUAUGCACUGAAUACUCCCUCUAGUGGGAAUUGAAUUUCUCAGGCACAUCACUCCUAUUCAAGAAUAAGCUUGGUUUUUAAACUUGACCUCAAUCUGCUGCAUCAACAGCAAACUGUUUGCACCCAUAGGCAACACUUGUAAUGUCCCUGUUUGUAUCUAGAACAUAAUGGGAGAGGGGUGGGGGGUUACAUGUAGCCUUGUUGGUGGAAGCAGUUACAGUGUUUGGAAUUUCAAAAUGAGCAGUGUGGAAAUGAAACCAGAACAGGGUCCAGGGAAUGAAGGCAGCAGCAAAAAAAACAGAGGAUUUUAAUAAAAAUGUUAUUAAAAAGUGUCCUCUAAAUGUGCCAAAGAAAUAGAUGAUGUACAAAACAGGAAAAGCCAAAUUCUUGAAAAAGAUACAAAAUUCUCAAGGCAUCAGAACAAAGUAUCAAAACUGCUGAUUGGAGUGGUUAAAUUAACAAACAGCACACAAACAGAAACAUUAUACACAUACUGAAACCUAUUUUAAAUCAAAAUAAAUCUUGUCCAGACAUUAAAAUACUCAAUAUCUAGGUGAACGAAAGAAAAUAAAUUAUACCCAAUUGAUACAGUGCAGUACAGUCACAAGGAGGUUAAAAAUACAUGUGGAAGUUGGGGAUGGAUCUUAAAAGAAAAGCCUAUAGGCAUAACCUUGAAUGUAUUAGUUUUCAAGUCCAUAAAUGUUGCCUAUUAUUGAACCUGUUACCCUUUAGUGAGAGACUGUCUUUACAGCUCAUCAGCAUUGACAGGUCUUUCGUAUGCUUUUUAAAAAAACUUUUUGUUUUCUUUUUACAGUUUCAAAAUGUAAUUUUACUGUAGUCCUAGAUAACCAUUUAUGGUUAUUGUGCUGUGGUUGUUUAUUUUAAGUUUACAUAUCCUGUGUGUCAGCUUGAUGCCUGUUGUUGUUGUUCGCCUUCUCACUCCAGCGGAGCAUAGACCAUCGAUAAAGAGCUUCCACCAAAUUUGGUAUCCACUUGUUCUCGAUGUUUCAGUAAUCUAGUAGUAUCCACUGAGCGAGGGAUUGGCCCACCCAACUUGAUGCCAGUAGUCACUAACAAUUGUUGCAACAUUUACUAAUAUGACAUUGAAUUAUGAUGUAAUAUGUCUUUCUCUGAUUUAACUUUAUAUUAACAUUUCUAGGCAUGUCAGUGUUUUUAGCAGGCUGUAUUUCAGGUUGUUUUCAAAUUGACAUUAACAGUUUUCUGCUUGUGAAAGCCAUUAUGUAUCAGAGGUAAUACAGACUUAUGAAAAAGGAAUUUUCAUGUGUUCAGGGAUACACUACUGGGGUAGAAAUUGGAUUUACCAUCGAUAAACAUAUGGUUUCUGAAUCACUGGUGAUAACUGACCAAGUCAUAGAUUAAUGUACUAUUAAAUAUCAGGGAAAAUUGCUCCAGCUUUCCAUCGGUCACACCUCUUUUUCUGUGUCAAGUUGAACAACCACGGUGUAGCCAUGGGGUGAAGCCCACAACAACAGUUGUGACGUGACUAAUGGUAUGUUCAAGAUUCAAAAUAUUGGUUGUGUCAGAGCUUCCUGGUAAAUAGGAUUAUUAACUUCAGUGCAGUACUGUAGGCGGGCAGUACUAGUUCUUAGCAGCAUUGUAUAAUAAAAUGUAAAUGAAGGCAUUGAAUUUAAAUAAACGCGGUUGGUUGCA
Molecule: messenger RNA, 3433 nt
Organism: Clupea harengus (Atlantic herring)
Lineage: Eukaryota; Metazoa; Chordata; Actinopteri; Clupeiformes; Clupeidae
Product: anti-Muellerian hormone type-2 receptor
Biological process (GO): cellular response to growth factor stimulus; BMP signaling pathway; protein phosphorylation
Cellular component (GO): plasma membrane; signaling receptor complex
Molecular function (GO): ATP binding; transforming growth factor beta receptor activity
Source: RefSeq, a predicted model, not a curated record